AUGUCUGCUGCUGCCAGCUGUCUGCUGACUGAAGAUCAGUUUCUGUGCUCCAUCUGUCUGGAUGUGUUCACUGAUCCAGUCACCAUACCAUGUGGACACAACUUCUGCAAAACCUGCAUCACUAAACACUGGGAUAUUAAUGUCCCCUAUCAGUGUCCCAACUGUAAAAAUGUUUUCUACACAAGACCUGAGCUGCAGCUGAACACUUUCAUCUCUGAGAAGGCUGCUCAGUUCAGACAGUCAGCUCAACAGAAAGCCAGCAGCAGCAGCUCAGAGCAGCAAGUUUCUGAACCAGCAGAAGUUCCCUGUGACGUCUGCACUGGAACCAAACUGAAGGCCCUGAAGUCCUGCCUGGUGUGUCUGGAGUCCUACUGUGAGACUCACCUGGAGCGUCAUCUGACAGCGUCAGGCCUGAAAAGACAUCAGCUGAUCGACCCUGUGGAGAACCUGGAAAGCAGGAUGUGUACGGAGCACGAUAAACUGCUGGAGCUGUUCUGUAAGACCAACCAGACGUGUGUCUGCAUGCUCUGCACCAUCUCAGACCACACGACACACAAUGUUACUCCUCUGAAAGAAGGAUAUGAAGGAAAGAAGGCCGAGCUUGAGGGUGAAAUUCAUCAGAUGAUACAGGAGAGAGAGUUGAAGAUUGAGGAGAUCAAACACUCAGUGGAGCUCAGUAAGGAAGAUGCAGACAGAGAGACAGCAGAUGGUGUUCAGGUCUUCACCGCUCUGAAGGAGUCUGUUGAGAGAAGCCAGGCCGAGCUCAUCGACACGAUCAAAGAGAAGCAGAGAAAGACAGAGAAACAGGCUGAAGGCUUCAUAAAAGAGCUGGAACAGGAAAUCUCUGAACUGAAGAAGAGAAGCACUGAGGUGAAGCAGCUCUCACAGUCUGAAGACCACCUCCACCUCCUCCAAAGCCUCCUGUCUCUGAAUGCUGCUUUACCCACAAAGGACUGGACAGAACUCAGCGUCCGACCACUUCAUGAGGGGACUGUAAGUAGAGCUCUGCAUCAGUUGGAGGAGACACUCAAUGAAGAGAUAAGAAAAGCACUAAAAACUGAGCUGAAGAGGGUCCAGCAGUCUGCAGUGGAUGUGACACUUGAUGAUGAUACAGCAUAUCCAAAACUCAUUGUGUCUCGUCAUGGAAAACAAGUCCAACAUGGUAAUGAAUGGAAACAUCUCCCAGACAAUCUGGAGAGAUUUAAUAGAAGUGCUUAUGUCUUAGCAAGGCAGAGUUUCUCUUCAGGGAGAUUUUAUUAUGAGGUUUACAUUAGUUGGUAUACUGACUGGACAUUAGGAGUGGCCAGAGAGUCGAUCAACAGGAACUGGAACAUUGAUUUGAGCCCUUCGAAAGGGUACUGGACAAUAGGUUCAAGGAAUAAAGAUGAGUACAAAGCUUUUACUGACCCUCCAGUCCGUCUCUCUCUGAAGUCUCGGCCUGGGAAGGUGGGGGUGUUUGUGCAUUAUGAGGAGGGUCUGGUCUCCUUUUAUCAUGUUGAUGCUGCAGCUCUUAUCUACUCCUUUACUGGCUGCAGCUUCACUGAGAAACUCUACCCAUUCUUUGGUAUCAGUGACAAUGAAACAUCUACUCAUCUGUUUAUCACUCCUGUCUAGAGGUGUAGUGGUACAAAAAAAAUCAUGGUUUGGUAUGUACCUUGGUUUUUGGUUAUAAUACUUCUUUAGUUUCAGCAUGGAAAAAAAAAUAAUGAUAAUCAUAAUUAAUUCAUUUAUCAUCCUUUACCUCUUAUCCAAACGUGAGUCGCGAGGGGCUGGAGCCGAUCCCAGCUGACACUGGGCGAGAGUCGGGGUACACCUGUACAGGUCAGACCUUCACAGUGCUGACACAUAGAGACAGACAACCAUCCAUGCUCAUAUAUAUCACUCCGACAGGCAAUCCAACCUGAGCUUUCUUACCACUAUAUACCACUAUAUUUGAAAUAUCAAUACAUCCCUACUUCUCAGCCACACUGAGCAGAACAACCAUUUGAUUUUCUACUAUUUGUCAUUUAAUGCAAAGAAAAUGUAAAUAUUAAACAUAUUCUGUGUAUUUUUUGUUUUCAUCAGAUGCUGAUUAAUAAUGUGCUGCUUUAAUUUUUUCUUUUUUAAUGUUUUGAUAUUACUCCAUAUACAGUUAGUCUUUAUUCUGUGUUACGUGUAGUCUGGGCUUUUUCAUUCUGUUUAGUUUUUCUUAAGAUUCAUUACGUUGCUUCCCAUUUAUCGCCCUCUUUAUAUACUUUAACCUCAUACAGUCUAAUAUAAAGUAAAGACAAGUUUCUCUUCCAUGUUUUUCAUCAGUAAUCCCACCAUCCCCAUUCCACCUGAUAUUAAUUGGAUUAAUAGAUUGGCACUGUGUCUCUGUGUACUUCAGGCUCCUCCUGCUGUUGUCUGAAGUAUCUCUGGGACAAUACCACUUUUAGACAGUAAAUGACAGAAAGCACACUCUAAUUUGACUGAAAGCCUACGUAAGACAAAUUAUUUAAAAACUUUAGCUUUAAAGCUUUAAAAGCGUUAAAAACAAACUAAUUGAGAGGGGAUCGAUCAACAAGUCAGUCAUUUCUACAGCAAGUAAUGAAAUAAAUGUAAACAUUAUAGAAAAACAAGAAAAUGUCACUCACUAAUUAUGAUCAUUUCUUUUUUCUUGUAAAUAAUGUCUAUACUGUGUUAUUAACUCAUUAUUAAUCUAUUAAAACCAUUGUCAUAUAUGUGACUCUGUCUCUGUUCAGGUGACCAGAAAUUA
This is a messenger RNA of Centropristis striata (black sea bass), 2737 nucleotides long. Its product is annotated as E3 ubiquitin-protein ligase TRIM21-like. NCBI's taxonomy places the organism in Eukaryota, Metazoa, Chordata, Actinopteri, Perciformes, Serranidae. Gene Ontology annotation, molecular function: protein binding; zinc ion binding. The record is from RefSeq and is a predicted model, not a curated record. The transcript has a single exon. Bases 1 to 1614 code for a protein of 537 amino acids.